Messenger RNA from Neltuma alba, 1827 nucleotides. RefSeq names its product AAA-ATPase At3g50940-like. Gene Ontology annotation, molecular function: ATP hydrolysis activity; ATP binding. The transcript is spliced from 2 exons. Bases 172 to 1590 code for a protein of 472 amino acids. The record is from RefSeq and is a predicted model, not a curated record. Lineage: Eukaryota; Viridiplantae; Streptophyta; Magnoliopsida; Fabales; Fabaceae.
GUCGUCAUCGUAGUCAACACUCAACGAGUAAGUCAGCCCAGAAACUGUCUCACAAAAUGACAAUGUCGGCGACGAAAAACUGAGCCACUGGUCUUCAAUUUCUUUAUCUUUGCGUUCCAACAUCUUCCGCAUUCAACAAUUCCCUCCAAGACCCUCGAAUUUCAGUCUACAAUGAGUGUCAAGACCUUCCAAUUCCCUUCCACCCAAACCAUUGUCUCCACCGCCGCCUCCGUCGCGGCCUCCGCCAUGCUCUUUCGUUCACUCGCUCGGGAGUAUCUACCUCGCGACCUUCAGUACUAUAUCUACUUCAAAUUGCGAAAACUCUUUGCCUUGUUCUCUUCUGAAUUCGUACUUGUCGUCGACGAAUUCGAGGGCCUUGGCAAUAACCACCUCUUCCAGGCCUUGGAGGUCUAUCUCAGACCCCAGAUUCAUCCCAACACGAGAAGUUUUAGGGUCACCAUGCCCAAGAAGGAGAACAAGAUUUCCGUGGUGAUGGAGAGGAACCAAGAAAUCAUCGAGAAGUUCAAUGGGGUUGAACUCAGAUGGAAAUUGGUUUCCAAAAAUAUCCCAUCCAAGUACAUCCAAGCCCCAAGAUCGGAGUAUUAUCCCUCGAUUGAAAAAUCUGAGCUUCGGUACUAUGAGCUACGUUUCAACAUGAAGUACAAGAAUAUGGUUUUAUCCGAGUACUUGCCGUAUGUUAUGGAGCAAGCCAAGGAGCUGAAGGAAGAAAAAAAAACACUGAAGCUGUUCACUCUGAAAAGGGAGAGGGUUCGCUAUAUUGGAAGGCGUCCGGAAAUGUGGCAGUCAGUGAAUCUUGAUCAUCCCGCAACGUUUGACACAUUGGCUAUGGAUUUGGAGGCGAAGCAGGGGAUCAUGGAGGAUCUUGACAGGUUUUUGCAGAGGAAAGAUUUCUAUAGGAAAGUUGGGAAGGCUUGGAAAAGGGGAUAUUUGCUGUUUGGUCCUCCUGGAACAGGGAAAUCCAGCUUGAUUGGUGCAAUGGCCAAUUAUCUCAACUUUGACAUAUAUGACUUAGAGCUCACUGAUAUUAGGCGUAAUUCUGAGUUGAGAAAGUUGUUGAUUUCAACUGGGAAUCGGUCCAUACUUGUAGUGGAGGACAUUGACUGUUCCCUUGAUCUCCAAGACAGGCUUAAAAAAGCCAAAAAGCCCAAAGUUCCAGGUUACUCAUAUGAAGAUCAAGAACCAAAGGUGACUUUGUCGGCAGUGUUGAACUUCAUAGAUGGGUUGUGGUCAAGCUGUGGGGAUGAAAGAAUUAUAGUGUUUACAACAAAUCACAGAGACAGACUAGACCCUGCUCUGUUGAGACCUGGACGUAUGGAUGUUCACAUCCACAUGUCAUAUUGUAGCCCAUGUGGGUUCAGAACGCUAGCUUCUAAUUACCUUGGGAUUACAGAGCACCCUCUCUUUGUUGAAGUUGAAAGGCUGAUGAAGACCACCAAUGUCACUCCUGCGGAGGUGGGUGAGGAGUUGCUGAAGAACGAGGACUCUGAACUGGCCUUGACAAGCCUCCUGGAUCUGCUCAGACAGAAGGCUGGGCAAAGCCAUGAACCAGAGUUACUCACCCCCAUCUGAGAACUACACACAAAGCAACGGAAGGAUCUAAAAGAAGGAAAAAUUUAAGAAGAUGAAGACUCUACACUUUUUUAAUGUUAGUCUCACGUGAUAUGUGAUAUUCUGAUUUCAGAUAAAGUUUGCGUAUUUUGGUUAAUUACACGAAAAUAAUGAAGGUGAACAUGACAUUUCACAAUGUAUAAAUAGAAUGUAAUGAACAAACGAAGAAAAGGGUAAUACGAGGAUUCGUUCGUGUUU